Molecule: messenger RNA, 1810 nt
Organism: Conger conger (European conger)
Lineage: Eukaryota; Metazoa; Chordata; Actinopteri; Anguilliformes; Congridae
Product: histone chaperone asf1b-A
Exons: 4
Coding region: 431-1024 (197 amino acids)
Biological process (GO): DNA replication-dependent chromatin assembly
Cellular component (GO): nucleus
Molecular function (GO): histone binding
Source: RefSeq, a predicted model, not a curated record
UUGUCUGGCGGGAGAGUAUAUUGGUAGCGAAUUUCGUGAAGGGAUUAAUAAACGGGGGAUUUGGUUUACAGUGUGGAACUAAAAAUUACUUAAACUUAAUAUACUGCUGUCGUCCAAAGUAAAACUUUUCUUAACUAGCUAAAUUCUGAGCAUUACGGAAAAGUAGCCAGCCAGUGUUAAAGAAUGGUUGGCUUUAUGCUAGAACGCUUAUAACAAUAGUUAGCUGCUGGCUAAUAUUGCUAGCCAGGGACGCCUCGAGAUAGGUUGCGAAACGCUAGGUAAUUUCCGUAUGACCAGUUCGUUGUGCUUCGCCUACGUUUAAUGUCUGAGGCUUCUUGGUCACUGAAAGACGAGUCCGUUUUAAAUUAAAUUAACGAGGUAACGUUAGUUGGGUACUUCGCUCUAUUCGGUUAAAUCAUCCACUUCAGCUAUGGCGAAAGUUCAAGUGUUAAACGUUGCGGUUCUGGACAACCCGAGUCCAUUUUGCAACCCCUUUCAGUUUGAAAUGACAUUUGAAUGCAUGGAGGACCUACCAGAAGAUCUGGAGUGGAAGAUCAUCUACGUGGGCUCAGCGGAGAGUGAGGAGUACGACCAGACAUUGGACUCGGUUCUGGUGGGCCCGGUUCCGGCCGGCAGGCAUAUGUUUGUGUUCCAGGCGGACGCGCCGAACACCGGCCUGAUCCCCGAGACGGACGCGGUGGGCGUCACCGUGGUGCUGAUCACCUGCACGUACCGCGGACAGGAGUUCAUCCGCAUCGGAUACUACGUCAACAACGAGUACACCGACCCGGAGCUGCGCGAGAACCCGCCCCUGAAACCCGACUACUCGCAGCUCCAGAGGAACAUUCUGGCCUCGAACCCACGCGUGACACGCUUCCACAUCAACUGGGACGGCUGUGCCGACAAGAUGGAGGACAGUGAGAACGUGGACCCUGCCCCCAACGCCAUGCUGCCCCCUUCCUGCGCCCCUGGGAAGCCCCCGGCCCUCGGGCUGAUGCCAGACAACUCCAUGGACUGUUUGUAGACAACCGCAGAAACACACAAGCGCGCAUACACUGUCACACAACAAGCACUACUGUAGUGAAAGUAUGUAUGAAACACUCAUGUGCGCACACACACACACACACACACACACACACACUGCACACAAGCACUCUGCAUCUCGUCUCCUAUCACUUCUGGUAUAGGAAUGAGGUAAGGACAUUUUACACACGCGCACACACACACACACACACACACACACACACACACACACACACAUUCUACAUUGCUACUCCUAGCACUUCUCAGAGGAAGGAAACCAGGAACCUCCUGCACGGAUACGUGUGCGUUUGUUUGUUUGUUUGUGUGUUUGUUUGUGUGUGUUCCGUGUGCUCUACACCACGACUCCUAGCACCGUUCGUUGAGGAAGGAGGCCAGGAAACGGAUGAACGCGUUUAUGUGCACACAGCACAUGCACUCUGGCGACUGAAGUGGACUGCAAGACAGAACGCUUGUGCUUGUGCAGCGCUUCCGCCAGCUACCCCGUCUCGACGGGGUUUCUGUGCACAAGGGAAGCUAGAAUCUCUGGACUGGACUGACGUGAAAGCCCAGAAUCUCCGCUGCACCUGCAACUUGUAGAGAGCCAUUUUUCCUCAGAACAAUGAUUGCCAUUCCUUUUAUGGGGAGGGCGAGCGAAAAGGACAAAAAAAACGGGACGGAAGAAUCUGAAGCAACAAUUUCACUCCUGAAAAGGGGGAAGAAUUUAAUUUGAGGUGGCAUAACAAUGUCUUUUUUAGUUUUGCCUUUUUGACAUUAACUGGAGAACAGA